This is a messenger RNA of Entrophospora sp. SA101, 393 nucleotides long. NCBI's taxonomy places the organism in Eukaryota, Fungi, Glomeromycota, Glomeromycetes, Entrophosporales, Entrophosporaceae. The record is from the annotation of a GenBank genome assembly.
AUGAGCUGGCAUUACUUGGAUAUGCAUGCUGCUGCAGGAAGAGGUUGUGAUUCGGAGUUAAAUGGUGGCAAAGAAGUUAGUAAUAUUGGAAGAUUAAAAAUCAAUCUUUCUGAAUAUGUUGGGUUCCACAUAAUAACUAGACAUUAUUUAUUACAUGAAAGUAAGAUUAAUUCUACAUUAAAGAAAACUUUUGGGGAAUUUUCCUAUAAAGUACCUCCAUUAAAGAAAACUCAAAUAUUUAAUGGUAUUGCUGGAAUGAUAUCAGAUCAUAAUGAACAACAAGAUGAUGAAAGAUCAAAAGUUGGAUUAAAUACAGCACAUUAUAUGACAAAAUCUAAAUCAAUAUCUUCACUGAGAGUACUCAAGCCUUCAUCAACGGUUGUUCAGAGAUAG